Messenger RNA from Paramecium octaurelia, 1069 nucleotides. The record is from the annotation of a GenBank genome assembly. Lineage: Eukaryota; Ciliophora; Oligohymenophorea; Peniculida; Parameciidae.
AAAAUGAGUAGACAAAGGGUAAACUCCAAGUAUUGAUAUAAUUCUCAUAAUUAGGUCACCUACCGUAAACAAGCAAAUUAGGAAACACAGCAAGGAUUCAGAUUCAAGUUCUUCAGAAAGAAGGUAUGGAAAAUUUUGGAAACCAAAUGAGGAUGCACUUUUGAUUGAAUUACACUCUAAAUUCAAUGGAAAUUGGGGUUUAAUCGCUGGGGAAAUUCCUGGAAGAAACUUAAGUCAAUGUUAACAAAGAUGGAAGCGUAUAAAUCCAAAUAAGGUUGGAUUUUAAAGUUUAUAUAUUUAUAGACCAAAUUACGUAAGCAGUGGAGUGAUGAAGAGGACAAGCGAGUGAUUCUGUUUGUUCAAUAAUAUGGUCGAAAUUGGAAAGUUAUAGAAGGAUUUAUGGAAGGCAGAUCAAGUAAGUAGAUUAGAGAGAGGUUUUUAAAUAAUUUGGAUCCCGAGAUCAACCAUUAAAAGUUUACUCCCUAGGAGGAUAAAAUAAUUUUAGAAUAGUAUCGAAUUUAUGGUCCAAAAUGGAGUGAGAUUGCAAAGAUGUUGGAUAGAAGACCUGUAUUAUUGUAUUUAAACUUAGGAAAACCAAGUGAAGAAUAGAUUUUAUUCGUUUAUUAAGAGGGUGCACAUGUUGGAGGAGAAAUCGGACGAUGAUGAUGAUGAUGGGAAUUCUUCGUUUUCCGAAUAACCCAAUAUUCCUCAGCCAAUUCCUAUUUAUCAGCCUUUGGAGACUAUUUAAUCAAUCAAAGAGGAACAUGACAAUACAAAGAACGAUUCAAUAAGAAACGAUUCAUUUAUGAACAUUCAAAAUCGUACACCAUCGCACAGAAUUCAACCAUCAAUUAAUUUAAUUUAAGGAUUAGAUUCUUUUGAUUCAAAGUAAUUUGAAGGGAUUCAUUCGCAAGACAUUUCUCCUUUUCAUUAGAGAAGAAUAUUGAUGGACUAUAGUCCAAUUAAUUUUGAGUAUGCACAUCAUCAUCCAAAUUUCGAUAAUGUGUAAGAGGAUGUGAGAGAAUUGAGAAGUUAGAUAGAAUGUAUAAGUUUGGAAAAGAUUAAUUGA